AUGGAGAGUAGGCCCUUCUCUCAAGCGAUAAAAAAGGAAGCAUCAAGCGGUUGUGCGAGGACUUCAAGUUCGAGGUCUUCCUGGAGUACAAAGAUGAAGAUGGAGACGAGCGAGAACGACCUGGCGGAGCUGCUGGCGAGCGAUGACGGUCCGUUUUUGAUCAAGGUGUCCGUAAUGACAGAUCAGCAGCGAGUGCCGCCACCAUCGCCGCCGCCGCCACCACAGCCAACGAACGCACCGGACCCACGAAUCCCCCCGGCCCGGGGACGUGGAGCUAGCCCCGCGUCGGUUCAUCCGGAUGAUAUUUUCCAGCAGCAGUCUCUCGGUGCCGAGCGACCGGUUCUGGUCGAGCACCGGGUGCCGCUCCAGCAGCAGCUGCAGGGGUACCGGGAUCACCAGCACGAGCAGAAGGAUCGCCCGGAGCACCGGUGCGGCGAGAAGAAGAUGAAGGAGCCGCAGUACGCUUCGGGUUGGGGCGGCGACAGCGCCGGGCCGCCCGUCGACGCUGCUGCCGUGAUGAGCGUUGCCCGUCAGUACUUGGACCAGGAGCAGCGUCGGCAGGCACUAAGGAGGAGGAGAAGGUCUUCCUCCGCCAGUGAAGCUCGUGAAUCGAGCGCGAGCUCAUCGCCCGCUGGAACAGCAGAAGACGGGUCGAACGUGCUCGAAAGGCUGGCGACUACGUCCUCGUGCAACUCCUCCUCCCCCCGUGCCGGCGGCGGCGGCGGCGGCGGCGGCGACUUCGUCACUUCUCCUCCUCCUCACAGGGGGGCCGGCGGCGGAGACGGGUGGAGGGGUGCGUUCAGGGUCGGCCCCAAGGUGCCGGAAGUGACCCGUGGGCUUGGGCACGAGGGACCGAACCCGUGGAGACGGGGCGAGGACGUGGACCCUGUGAGGUGGCUCAGAGGUGACAUCAUCGGCGCUGGGGCGUUCGGCACCGUGCACCUGGGCCUGAAUCUCGACACGGGCGAGCUGAUGGCUGUCAAGAGCAUUUCGUUGGACCGGGGGGACAUGACCUCUAGAGACGCAAAGGCCUUCGAGAACGAGACCGCCAUGCUUCGGGACAACCGACACGAAAACAUCGUCAAGUCGUACGGGAGUAGCAUCAAGGGCAACACAAUGUUCAUAUUUUUGGAGUACAUGCCGGGGGGCUCCGUGCGUGGCCUUCUGGAUCGAUUCGGGGGCUUCGAGGAACAUAUUUCCGUCUUGUACACCGAGCAGCUAAUGCAAGGGCUGAGCUUCCUGCACAAGAACGGAGUGGCCCACCGUGAUAUAAAAUGCGCCAACUGCCUCGUGAACCAGCGGGGUGCCAUCAAGCUUGCCGACUUCGGCAUGUCCAAGCGCAUCGUGGGGUUGUCGGGCACCAGCGGCACCUCAGGGGUGCAGAGCGUCAAGGGAACGCCGUUCUGGAUGGCCCCAGAAGUGCUGCAGGUGCAGGACUUAAAAGACGGAUGGAUCAAGGCCGACGUUUGGUCCCUUGGGGCCACCGUCCUAGAAAUGCUCACCGGGAGCCCGCCGUGGGACAAUAUCGGCCCCCUCGCUGCCAUGUUCAAGAUCAGCUGCACCCGAGACCUGCCUGAAAUCCCGAAGAGCGUCAGCCCACUGGUGCAAGACCUCUUACGACAGUGCUUCUCCAGAGAUCCCUCUCUGCGUCCGACCGCUAGUGAACUGCUCCGGCACGCUGUGGUGGCAGAGGUGUUGACCACCCGCUCCUUGCCAGCCUUCCGUCCCGCCCCGCACAAACGGACAACGGUGGUCCCCUCCACCGCACGCGAGUACGCCAUUCCUUCCUUGCAACUGUCGCAGCGCCCCGACCAUAGCGCCAUCAGCACCGCCAGCAGCAACAACACCAGAGGCAGCAGCAGCAAAAACAGAGGCAACGGCAACGACAAACAUGGCCGCAGCAACAAAAUCACCACCAACCACCCGAUCGGAAGGUUUACCUUGAGCGUCGACAGCACCGACGGCAUGAACAACAACAGCCGUGCCGAACCCCACGACGACUACGGAGGCAUGAUCCCCACUCCGGCCGCCGCCACCGCCGGUCUAAACGGCGUUACUGCAACCGGAAACAACGACCGCGACGGUGGUCGCAGCGUCGCCAGCAACGAACGCGGUCGUGGGCACAGCGAUGCCAGCAGCGGGAGCAGCGACUGCGGAGGCAGCUACUACCGCCCGCACCAGUACCCGAUACCCCAGCAAGCCGCUACCCCCAUGGAUCUGCUCACCUCCCAGCCACCGCCGAGAACCACGUGGAGCUCGGGAGGCGGUGUUCUGCCGCGAGCCGGGGAUGCGGCGGGGUGGCCACCUGCCGCCGCAAGCGCCAAGGCCGACCUCACGCCCACAGUGGAGGAGGGCAAGGAGAGUCAAAGCGGCAGCGAAGUCGGUACGCGCAGCGGUAGCGGAGAAUCGACGGGCGACAGCACGAGCACGUUGAGCUUCCAUCAGCAAUGCCAGCAGCACCACCAGCAGAACCGAAAGGGUAGCGGCGAUGCCGGCGGCGGAGUCGUGACCUCUUGUUCAGGACCUUCCCAGGACGGCCCGCUCUCAGAGCGAUUUUCGCCGAACCCCCUGGCCGUGCACCAGCGGCAGCGAAAUCACUGUGGCGGCGAAACGGUCCUCGACUGGGUGCCCGCGAACGCCUCGCAGGAAGCACAGGGCGGGGUGGGCCGAAAGGGGAGCCCCGACAGCUACACAAACGGCAGCGAAACAGAGUGGGGCUCCGCGCGGAUGAACGACAGCGCUAUGGACGACGCAAGCAAGGCUGGUUCUUUCGCCAGGGCUGAUGACAACAGCAGCCCCGCUUCCGCGAUGCUGCGGGCCUGUGCGGGUGCUGCUGCCACCGAACCGGCACCAUCGACAGCCUCCGUCUCUUCGCGGAAUCCUGGCAGUGGUGGUGGUGGUGGCUGCGAAACUGGUGACCGCGGAGACGAAACCGAUCGCCGGGAUGAACCCGCUCCAGAGCGACAGGAAGACCGCGGCGGAAGCAACGGUACUACGGGGGGGGCGGCGGCUGCGGUGGCAGCGAAGGAGGCGGUGUGGGGGGGGAACCAAGCGGAGGCUUCGUUGUGGAGGCCUCCGCCGUUGGUGUCCGGCCACGGCGAAUGGGGCUGGCGCAACGGGAUCCCCCUUCGCGGGGGCAGGCUUCCGCCGAGUCGGAGGACGUCUCGUGUUGAGGGAGGCGCAAUUAUGGCAGAAGAUUCUCCGAACUCUUCCGCGUCCCUUGGCAGCGGUGUCAGGAACAGCCGCGAUUGGCUCAAUGACUCGAGGUGGACAAACAGUGACACCGCGCCGUCCUCUUCACAUCGACUAGAGUCCACGGAUACGACCGGCUCAACUAUACGCAGACAGAAAUCCUCCGAAGCCCCCCGUCUACGCCUGCAAGACAGCGACCCAAGCCCCGCUGUCGAGAACCACAGCUUCAACAGCGAACGCAACCACUUCAUGGUGGAAAGAGCUCAAACUGUCCUCCCCGUGGAUAACGGCGCCCGAAUUUCGGCUGCUGCUGCUACGGCUUCUGCCGCCCCCGCCUACACCGUUGCCGCCCCCGCCACCGGCUUCCGCGGAGAUGUGCACGACAGAAGAAGCGGCGGACGCACAAGGAAGGCCUCGUACCCUUCGUUAGCUCCCAGGUCGGAAUCGGGGGCUUCUUCCAGCAGCAGCAAGAGCGCGAUCGCUGCGAGGGCUUCGGAGUGGAAGAGGCGGAUUCAGGAAAGGGGCCUUGGGGCCAAAGCCGAGGAGCUCGCCGCUUUCCGGCAUAACGCCAACCUCUCUCUGGGCGUUGGUUCGAUGACCUCCACGCAAAUUGCGGCGGUGAGCGACUUCCGUUCUUCGACAAUCAGCAGCACCGUGAUCGAGAGGCCGAGAUAUCCGACCGCAGAACUAGACACCCGCCGAACGUGGACCUUGGUGGCAUGGGCGGCACCAUUAACAGCGUGGAUUCCAGCAGUGACGGCAGCCUAACCUCGCCUAUUAUCUCCUUCUC
This is a messenger RNA of Ectocarpus siliculosus, 3982 nucleotides long. The record is from the annotation of a GenBank genome assembly. NCBI's taxonomy places the organism in Eukaryota, Phaeophyceae, Ectocarpales, Ectocarpaceae.